This is a messenger RNA of Vollenhovia emeryi, 1512 nucleotides long. RefSeq names its product serine/threonine-protein kinase Nek5-like. The record is from RefSeq and is a predicted model, not a curated record. Gene Ontology annotation, molecular function: protein kinase activity; ATP binding. NCBI's taxonomy places the organism in Eukaryota, Metazoa, Arthropoda, Insecta, Hymenoptera, Formicidae. The transcript has 6 exons. Bases 371 to 1264 code for a protein of 297 amino acids. Gene Ontology annotation, biological process: protein phosphorylation.
UUCAAUUUGGAGCAAUAUUUCUUAAUAAGAGUGAAUUGAAUUUAACACUUCUUCAAAGUUUAAUUUAGUAAUUUAUAUGGAAAGUAGAACAGAUUAAUACCAAGGAAUUUUCAAUUUCUUAAAAUUCUUUUAAGCAAAAAAUUAUCCUUUAUACCGUGUACAUAUAGUACAUAAAUUUAAAUUGGAUAAGUAAUAUGUAUAUAUACUUUUGAAAAUAUUUCUGUUUAUAUAGAUCUACCAUAAACACGCUGAAUAGUCCUUCAAUAAGCUGAACAUACGCGUGUCACAGUCAAAAUAUUUUCACACUCUUGUCCCUGAUGAAAUUCAAUUUCGCUGUAAACCUUCAGUUUCAUAUCUUGUGGCGAUAAAGAUGGAUGUACACGUAGACUAUUACACAUUUGAAAGCGUGCUUGGAAAAGGAACAUUUGGAACUGUGUACUUGGUGAGAAGGAAGAAAGACUCGAAGCCAUUCGUUAUAAAAGCGCAAGACUUAAAUGCAGUAAACCAUUCGCCUUCUGAGAGAACACUGGACGAGAUACAGUGCCUACAGAAAUUGAGACACCCAAACAUAGUGUUUUAUUAUGGAGCAUGGAAGAAAGAUAAUUACAGCUAUAUUCUUCUGGAAUAUGCAACUCGGUGUACUCUCAAGGAUUUGCUUGAAAAACGAGACAUACCACUUAACGAAGAGGAUGCGCUGUAUCUAUUUUCACAAGUUACUCUGGGAGUGCAUCACAUUCACUCGAACAAAAUUCUUCACCGAGAUCUAAAACCGGAAAAUAUCAUGUUGACUGGCAGCCGCGGUGAUAUCGUCAAGAUCGGUGACUUCGGCCUUUCAAAAAGUAUCCAAGAAAACUCGAUAACGUGUCACGCAGGAUCUUAUUAUUAUAUGGCUCCGGAAGUGCUGAGUGUACGGCCGUAUGAACUUAAGUGUGAUAUAUGGAGCAUGGGCGUAAUACUAUAUGAAAUGGUUACAAAGAGAUCUCCAUUCCCAGCCACGAAUUUAGCCGAGAUUACGAAACUAGUGCGUAACAAUCCGCCGCAGCCUUUGCCGCAUUGGUUGUCGCCUUCCAUUGUGAAUUUAAUAUCGAAGAUGCUGAGGAAGAACAGCUUGUGUCGGCCCCGCACUGAUCAGCUCGUACUUUGCCCCUUUCUUGUCCCUUACAUCAUUCGAGUAUAUCUGAAUCUUGGGCGUGAAAUUAAUCUCGCUGAACGAGAACGUGACAGCUUUGGGCCACAUGUUUUUCUAAAAUUUAUCAAUGCAUGAAAAUUUGAAUCAAAAUGAUAUUUUAAUGAUCAAUGUCUUGGAAGAGAAGGAAUGGGAAAAUAGUAUUGCCACAUAUAUGGGAAUUCGUUUUAUAAAAUGGAAACAAAUGUCGUUUGGGGAGAAUUUUAACAAGAUUUUCGUAAAGAUGUUUUUUGUCGCAUGGCAAUUAGAUCGCAACUUAACUUAAACAUUUUUCUAAACUUAUAUAUGAAAUUAUCUUUUUCUAGAGCACUAAAUAAUUUUCAAGU